Molecule: messenger RNA, 840 nt
Organism: Echinostoma caproni
Lineage: Eukaryota; Metazoa; Platyhelminthes; Trematoda; Plagiorchiida; Echinostomatidae
Source: the annotation of a GenBank genome assembly
GUCCCUCGGUUCCUGGUCCCAUUCAAUCUCAGUACUGCUGCCAUGCUCCCCAAACGGUGGACCACUCGUGACCGGUUAUUAGAAACUCAUUAUUUCUAUGGGAAUCCGGGACGCCGAGUUGCGUUUGCGGAAAAUCAAGAUCUCGUCAUUUAUGGAACCGAACCUAUUCAUCCUUUUGACCGCUCGGAUAGCGAUUACAUGCGUGAUUUAAAUACAUCUCACUCACCUCCGUUUUCCAGUUUGGGUCCAAUGUCACCACUGAUCGAUCUGGAAUCAACUUACUACUACUUGGACGAAAGCAGUGAUGGUUGGGUUGCUGGUGCGCCUCGCCCUUAUCCGUACCCGCAUUUGAUCACAGUGAAUCACAGCCUUCCGAGCGUGUGGUCUGAUUUCCUUGAGCCAGAGGCUGAACCAAUCACAGCGGAACAACGCCAAGCUAUAGCCGUAAUGCAUUGUUUUGCUGCAGCUGUGGCCCACGCACAUCGCUUGGGCUUACCGAGGACGGAUUUGUCGACACCGAUCUGCGUGGAGGCUGUUUGUUCCGACGGGGUUUGGUUUGAUUUCGUGUCUUUUCAACUGAACACCCUUCAUGUACCGGAGGCGAAUCAAUCGAAUUAUCCACCGGAUCUGGUCCGCAAUGUGGCCUGGGUUGAUGGCAGCCGACGUUUGUUCGAUAAGAUUGUACCCCGACGAAGUCAACUACGGAACACAAAAUAUCGGGACUUGGAUAUGCAAGUUUUUAGUCGCCUUGCUGCAAGCUAUUUGUGGGGUCUUGUCGGUCAUCACACCAACGUUCGUCUUCCCCUAGGAGAAGCUUCUGAAGUGGGAUCAUCUAUUUGA